This is a messenger RNA of Copidosoma floridanum, 1645 nucleotides long. Its product is annotated as protein CLP1 homolog. The record is from RefSeq and is a predicted model, not a curated record. Gene Ontology annotation, biological process: mRNA 3'-end processing; tRNA splicing, via endonucleolytic cleavage and ligation. Gene Ontology annotation, cellular component: mRNA cleavage factor complex; nucleus. Lineage: Eukaryota; Metazoa; Arthropoda; Insecta; Hymenoptera; Encyrtidae. Gene Ontology annotation, molecular function: polynucleotide 5'-hydroxyl-kinase activity.
UUGUGUUGAGUGUUGAUAAGUAAUUUUAAAUUUUUAGUAACCCGGUAUUUUACUUUGUCAACAAGAAUGAUGUUUGACUAGAGUUGAUUACAUUAGCAGAUGCUUUGAGAAUGACGGAGGAAAAAGCUCAGGUACGGGAGUUCAAGCUCGAUCCCGACAGCGAGUUGCGCUUUGAACUGGAAACGAAGAAUGGAAAGGUUACGCUCGAGUUGAAAAGCGGAUUAGCCGAAGUUUUCGGCACAGAGCUAGUGAAAGGAAAAAAGUAUGAAUUCACGUGUGGCGCCAAGGUGGCAGUUUUCACUUGGCAAGGAUGUAUGGUGGAAUUGACGGGUAAAACUGAUGGCAGCUACGUCUCGAAGGAAACUCCCAUGAGUAUUUACCUGAAUUGCCAUGCAGCUAUGGAAAAGAUGAGAGAGGUAGCGGACAAAGAGGACAAAAUAGGACCGAUAGUCAUGAUCGUGGGACCAUCGGACGUGGGAAAAUCUACCCUUUGUAGAUUGUUGUUGAAUUAUGCUGUGAGAAUGGGCAGACGGCCUAUUUUUGUUGAUUUGGACGUUGCUCAAGGACACAUAGCCAUUCCAGGCACGAUGGGUGCUCUGCUCGUUGAGAGGCCAUCAAACAUCGUUGAUGGCUUCAGUCAACAAGCGCCCCUUGUUUUUCACUUUGGACACAAAGAUCCUAAUGACAAUUCCAUGCUCUACAAUUUGUUGGUCACACGGUUGGCUCAAGUGUGCUCGGACAGACUACAAGCCAAUAAAAAGGCCAAAGUAUCCGGACUAAUCAUCAACACUUGUGGCUGGAUCAAAGCUGGUGGGUACAAAAUGUUGACGCAUGCCGCGCGAGCGUUCGAAGUCGAUACGAUUUUAGUGCUGGAUCAGGAAAGACUUUAUAACGAGCUUGUGAGAGACAUGCCGAAUUUCGUGAAAGUGGUCCAUUUGCCAAAAAGUGGAGGUGUAGUUGAAAGAACUCAAACGCAAAGGUGUGAAUCUCGUGAUCAAUCGAUAAGAGAAUAUUUCUAUGGCUCGAGGACACCUCUCUACCCGCACAGCUUUGAAGUGAAGUGGAGCGAAGCAAAGGUUUUCAAAAUUGGCGCACCUCCAUUACCUUCUUCUUGUAUGCCAUUGGGAAUGAGGGCAGAAGAUAAUUUAACUAAAUUAGUCGCGGUCACUCCAGGAGCCAAUCUUCUACACCAUUUGCUCUCGGUAUCGUUUGCAGACUCUCCGGAAGACGAUGUUGUUAGAACUAAUGUUUUAGGAUUUGUAUGUGUAACAAAUGUUGACGCGGAACGACAGACUUUCACCAUCCUCAGUCCCCAACCAAGGCCACUGCCAAACGACAUUUUGCUACUCAGCGAGAUCCAAUUCAUGGAUACGCAUUAAGAAACGUUGUUGACAAACCUUUAACUAACUUACGGUGUUUCCGUUGGGGUUACCACCGCCGGGGUUGGCCUUGCACGCCCCUUGCUGACCGACGUAUGGCUCCUGCCGCCCUGCCCACGCGAAGAGCGGCAGUAGUGCCGAUACUCGAGUGUUUUUUGUGGCUGAAAGAAGAGAAAAAAGUACUUUAGCAGUGGUCGUACUUAAUUGGUGGAGAAAAAUGAACUCACUUCGUCGUCGAGUACCGCAAGCAUGCAGCUGCUAGCAGA